Messenger RNA from Phascolarctos cinereus (koala), 10753 nucleotides. The record is from RefSeq and is a predicted model, not a curated record. NCBI's taxonomy places the organism in Eukaryota, Metazoa, Chordata, Mammalia, Diprotodontia, Phascolarctidae.
AAAUGAAGAAAGAAAAAGAAUUUCGGUGAUAGAAGAAAGGAUAGAAAAGAUGUGCAGUAUAGUGGAUGGAGGCCCGGCCUUGGAGUCAGAAAGAUAUGGGGAAGAGUAGGAGGAAUGUUUGCAAAACUAUGAGGCCACUCUAUGUACUGCCGAUAAAAGGGAAGAAAGAUAUUUUCCUCAGUGCCCCCAGCAUUUUCCUAAAUGAAGAUGUUGAUUUUUUUAAUGGAAUGUUACAAUAAUUAGUCACAAAAAUUCAUUCUCCAAACGUCCACAACUACCCAGAUAUGGAAGCUGUUCCCCUCUUGUUAAAUAACAUGAAAACGGAGCCCCCGGAGGACUCAUUAUCCACAGAUCACUUCCAAACACAAACUGAGCCAGUGGACUUGUCCAUAAACAAAGCCAGGACAUCCCCUACAGCAGUUUCAUCCUCCCCAGUUUCCAUGACAGCCUCUGCCUCCUCUCCUUCCUCUACUUCAACUUCAUCAUCGUCUUCUAGUCGUCCAGCCUCAUCCCCAACCGUUAUCACGUCAGUAUCUUCAGCAUCAUCUGCGCCAACAGUAUUAACUCCAGGGCCUCUUGUGGCCUCUGCAUCUGGUGUGGGAGGCCAGCAGUUUUUGCACAUUAUCCAUCCAGUACCACCUUCAAGCCCCAUGAAUUUACAGUCUAACAAACUGAGUCACGUUCACCGCAUCCCAGUGGUGGUACAGUCGGUGCCUGUUGUCUAUACAGCAGUGCGGUCACCUGGAAAUAUGAACAACACUAUAGUAGUGCCGUUGCUGGAGGAUGGGAGAAGCCAUGUCAAAGCACAAAUGGACCCCCGAGGCCUCUCUCCCAGGCAAAUUAAAAGUGACAGUGAUGAUGAUGACCUGCCAAAUGUGACCUUAGAUAGCGUUAAUGAAACUGGAUCUACAGCCCUUUCCAUAGCCAGAGCAGUUCAAGAUUCAAUUUCACCCUUCAGUAUUGAGAGCACAAGACGCCAGAGACGGUCUGAGUCUCCAGACUCCAGGAAACGGCGUAUCCACAGAUGCGAUUUUGAGGGAUGCAACAAAGUGUAUACGAAGAGUUCUCACUUGAAGGCCCAUCGGAGGACGCACACAGGAGAAAAACCAUACAAAUGUACCUGGGAAGGCUGUACCUGGAAGUUUGCUCGUUCGGAUGAACUGACCAGGCAUUACCGCAAACACACGGGAGUGAAGCCAUUCAAGUGCGCAGACUGUGAUCGAAGUUUUUCCCGGUCAGAUCACUUGGCACUGCACCGUCGGAGGCAUAUGCUGGUUUGAGGCAUGAGACCUGUCCAGCGGAGCGGAGCAGAAGAGCUGGGUCUCUUAGCUACACCCCAUUCAGCAGGGCUGAAUCCCCAUCGCAGUGUUAACACAAAAAAGGGCAUCAUCAUCCCACGAUGUCUGAAACCAGAGCAGGAAAACAAAAUGGUACUUUUCUCCUCUCUAUCUGAAGGUAACCCCACCGUGGCUACACAAGCAGCAUUCUUAUGCUGGCCCAGGAGAUGAGUGACUCGGAUGCUUGAAGAGACAGGCAUUGUUUUUCCAUGCUGUGUCCUCUACUGUUUAAAGAUGUUUGUAGCUUAAACAUUUUCUCAGCUGUAAGACAUUUUCUUAUUGAUAUUUUAAAAAUCAGUUACCACAAAUUGAUGGCAAAGAGCAAGAAGACCUUUUUAACUUGGAUUAUUAUCCCCAAUCCUCCCCACCCCCUUUUUUUGGAUUACCAUCUAAGUAAUGUAGAAAACAUGCCCAAUUUAUGUUACCAGCAAGCUGCAUGAAAAUAGAUGCGAAGAAUCUAUUGGAGAGGUUCCAUUACCUGAAAAUCAAGGGGCACUCCAGCAGACUUUUGCAGUAGUGAUGGCGGCACUUAGAGAUCUCACACGACUUGUCGUUAUGCCAUGCCCUAAAGGAAACCGACAUUUAAUCUCUCAUGUGUUUGUUGUUCGUUCUUUGUUUCAUUUUGAUUCUGUUUUGUCCGUCUGCUAAAACAAAAAAGGGGACAAACCGUGUUUCAUUUGAGGUCCAGUCCAAGUGUCUGCUCUGACAUGGACUAGUAUAGAAAUGGUUUGGGGUUGUAUAGGAAGAGCCUUUUCUUUAAAAAACAAAAAACAAAACAAAAAAAAAUUACUGCCCCAUUUCAUAGUGAAGUUUUCUGUCACCUAGGCAUCAUCUCUUCCACCCCCUAGUAUUUGAUUACAAGGAAUCAGGAAAAGAAACUUUCUUAGACACACUGGCACCAAGGUAAGAGGUGUGGCUGUCCAAGUAAAGUCAGUGAACAUGAAAAAUCAGACAAAGCGGAGAAGGAAAUAAUGCGCCUCUUGAGGAGAAAAGCAAUAAUGAAUAAAAGGUCUUUCCUACAAUAACUUCACUGAGGAGUCACAUUACCAAUAUUCAUACUUACUGAAGGAAUUGUUUAAACACACACACACAGCUUUUCUGAUGUCUUGGUUACUUUUACAAUGUCGAGGUAAUCUUUCUGCCAUUUGCUGUCCUGCUCCAUGGGGUAACAUAAUUAAAGACUGUGCUCCCCUUUUCACGUUUUAGAAUUCAUUUGGUGGCUAAAAGUUGAGGCAGGUGGUACAGAGGGGAAGGAACCCCUACCUUACCAGGUCAGCUCUCCUUGGAAUAAAAUGAGUAGAAAGAGGAUGCUCCCAGAGGAAAGACUGAAAUGGUGCUAGUUUCUACUCUUGGAAAGCAGAGAAGAAGAGAGUAGCCCAUGGGCUCUUCUCUGCAGGUUUUUGUUUUUAAAGCUAUAUUUAGGCUCAGUGGUGCCUCACUGGCUUUUGCAGGUAUGUUCAAUCCAGACUUCCUGCAUCAAGGAUAAGAAAAAAUUAUUACUUCUCCUCCAGCUCUCCCCACCCCCCAAAAAAACUAUGAGCUUAUCUGUAAUGAAUCAAGUGUAUGAUAAAUAAAGCAAUAUGUUACCAACAAACAUCCUUUUAAAAAGAAUAAUUUCCUCUCUUUCACUCAGAGUCGGGGUUUUCCUCCCCCAUCUCAAUAUGGUAAAAGGAGUUUGGUGAGUUAUUUUUAUUUGUUCAAGUUUUUAUAGCUUAGCUAUAAAGGGUCUCCAGAAAGACCUUUGCAAUAUAUUUUAAUUAUGAAAACGUGGAUUCGGGAAAGGCACAAAUUAACCUCACAAUGCUACUAGCUCAUUUUUAAGUGUUUGAACAGUCUGAAAUAACUUUGGUUACUGAAGUAGCCUUGUUUGGGAUUAUCUUUAAAUCUCCGUAAUCUUGUUCUGAGAAGUGACUGUUGAAGCAGGAACUAGGGACAUUGAAUGAAACAAGUGAGAUUUGUCUCUGAUAGUAUUAAAAGUAUUUGAAAUAACAUUGAAAUAAUAGUGUAACAGUUUUCAGGUUAAAAGCUUAGUAUAAAUCUAUGCUCUACAUUGUCUGCCAAUUUGUUUCGGUAGAAAAAUUGAGCAACUCCAAACCACCUCAGACUAGGGCUGCAGCCUUGCACUGGGUGUUACCUCCUAGAAAGUUUUUCUAUCCGUUACUGUGUGUGACUCCCCACCCCCCCAGCUGCCCAGCUUCUCCAAGUCUGUGUCUAUUCUUAAUAGGAAAUAAUUGACAAUUUGGAUGAGUAACUACUAACCGAGAGAACAGAGUGUAAUGAAACAUACAUUCACAUCUCCCUUGCUGCCACUGUCCCUAACCCCCACCUCCCAAAGUAUCGAUUGACUUCAUGAUGGCUUCUUCUCAGAAAGGCUCAUUACUUAUCUUUCUCAAGCAGCAUUCUUCUGUGGUUAUAGGUAGUCUUGGGUUUAAGAUAUAUAAAAGCAAUAAGCCAGUAUUUAGGAGUCCCUUGACAUAGAUAGCUAGAUUUAAAUUCAGCACAGAUCUAGAUGACUUUUUCUUCUCUUAUAAAAUUGGAAAAGGGGAGUGAGGGGAGAGACUAUUUCUUCAUCUCCAGCAAGUGAAAGCCAGACCUGAACAGUAAGCUAAAAGAUAAGGACUGUCGCUGUUACCCUUCUCCCCUUUAAUAUGUCAUAUAUCCAGUAGUUUAAAAAAAAAUGAAAUCAAGCACAAUAAGGAAAUGAGUCACUUUAAUAAUAAAAAAUAUUUAGAUCAAAACUUAAAAACUGGAAUUUAUUUUGGUGCUAUGCAAGGUGCAUAGCAACUUAUUUAACCUUAGUGAGCUUUCUGAAUUCAUCAUGGGUGUUCUGUUACCACAAAAAUCAACAGCAGAGUGAUUUGGAAUGGAGGAACUUUUUUUUUUCCCCUCAAAUACAGGUAGCUUUGCAGAAAUGGAAAGGCUUCCAUUUUCUCUCAGCACCUAUUUACUACUUCAGUUAUAAGCACAGUACAUAGUGAAUAACAGAGAAAAACGUGGAGCCCUAGGAAAUUUCAUGGUCUUCCGAACCCUGAAGCAUUUUUUCAUUUAAAAGUUGAAGCUGUGUGUGCACAUACAUGGAUGCAGGUCACCUUUCCCACUCUUGCUUUAAUUGCUUUUAAAUCUAAGAUCGAUGCAGAAUGUCUGAGCUCCAUCCCUUUGUAUGCCUGUAGAUCUCCAGAACUUCUGUGGGAAUUAGAGUAGUGUCAAGGUUAAGGAGUUCAAUCUUUUACAUUUUAAUAGACUCUCCUUUCAUAUACUGUUCUUAUUCGAGAAAAGAUUUACUUUUUUUUUUGUCUUGUUUUGCUUUCAGCCCCCAUCUGUCAUACGUAAACCUUGGAUCCUCCUCAUAACUUGCUACAGGUUCUCUGAAGCCUGUUAAGACAUAAAUCUCCAAAGGAGUACACCCUAAAGCUUAGGCAGCCACGUCUGGCAUCAGUUUUAGGAAACACUAUAGAAUAGUUGUUUUCAAAAGCAGUUGAAUAACAAUAAGGUAAACCACACCAUUCUUUUUUUUUAAACAAGGGCGCUUUUUUUAUUCACUUUAAAGUUUAAGAGGUAGAUAGGAAGAUGAUUUUUUGCAAAAGAACCAAGGAAAUGCCACAGUGUUUACAAGUGCCAGCUUCUAGAUGAUUAGAAAGAUCAUUUCUCGUGGUUGAAAAAGUCUAAGAGUCGAUAGCUUUUGGGGAGAAAAACACACUCACACAAUAACUUAGUGUUCUGUAUUUGAAUAGAAGAAUAAAAAAAAACACUUUGAAUUGCCAUUUCUUUUAUAAAUCAAAGCUUUUCUGCACUUUGAAAUCAACUCAUUACAGUGACAAUUUUGACAGGGAUAAAGAUGCAGUACUCCUUAUUCUGUACUUUAUUAUGCUUACCAAAGGUGCAAUUGAAUAAAUCUGGUAAGUAGAGGCCUUCGAUUGUAUUGUGUACUCCUAUUAAUCAUGGUUUCAGCUGCUUAGAGAUGUGGCUGCAAUAAUGGUGUUUACAAUAGCUUACCAUUUAAAGUAAGAAAGUGGCAGAGUUGACCAGUGUUAAGAAUACCAGCAUUCACAUUGUAGGGAGGGUUAAAUUCUGAUGGCAAAGGACUAAAAAUGAGGUGAUUUAUGAAUAUGAAUGGAUAUCAAAAUCAUAAAACCCUUUUUUCAUAGCCUAUUCUCAGAAUUUACCCCCAUAAUAAUUCUUGUAGAUUUAGCAUGUAAAGUGUACUUUCUUACUAAAUCUUUAGUGGGAAGAAAAAAAAAAUCUCCCUUAGUUUCAUGGGGGUUAGCACAUACAAUUUGAAAAUAUCCCUUUCCAACAUGAUUUGUUUAUUCUUGUUUAUGAAGAGGCCAGUGAGCUACAUCUCCUCAUUCUGUUAUCAGUACCAACAUGCCUGCCUCUCUAUAGAAAUACCCCUAAUAAAUGCACAUGAACAUACUUUUCUAUACAUGUAGCCAGCGGCAUAUCCAUAUGUUCAUGGAUACAUAUUCUUACAUGAUAGCCAACUAAGAAAAAAAAGAUUUUUAAAGGAAGAUUUUGUAAUACUCCAUGCUGUCUGGAAAAAUAAAUUAUUUACCUUACUAGGAAAUCAUGCUGUAUAUGACUGCCUGCAUUUUAUAGCUUGAAAAUGUACAUAACAAAUUAAAAUUGCUAUAUUUUCACAGUUUCAUUAUAGAAUAAUGUGUAUGUUUAGCAGCUCAUGCCCAUUGGUACUUUAAAUAUGUUAAAUAUUGAACAGUUUCGAUAGAAAUUCAAUUUUUAGUAAGAAAAUCAAAUAUAAGGAUACUGCAUCUUUUAAAAAUAGAAUGAAAGUAUUUUACUGUACUUGUAACAGUCAAUAUUCUGUAAUAUAUGUGAUAGUGGAAAAGUAUUUUCAAAUUCACAAUUUUACACAGGUUGUAAAUAGUUUAGUGAAGUAUGUUGGAGGGGAAGCUUCUAGUUUUCAUCACACACACACACACACACACACACCCAUUCAGAUAUGCCUUGUAAAUCUUCCACACAAUUAGCCAUAAUACUGUAGGGUCUCAAUUGUUCUACUUUGUCAAAACAUGUUGAGCAUGUACAGCCGAGAGUGACCACUCAUUUUGGUUUGUCUAGGACAGCUUUGUAUACAAUGAAGUCAUUUGAAGUCUCUGGAAACUGAUUCCAAACUGAAAAUGCCUAUGUCUGAAUAGGGGAAAAACAGCUGCAUGGGAGUAUUCUAGUGUUUAAAAUGUGCCCGAGAGAGAAGUAGACAAUUGCUUUAUUUUCUCAGUCAUCUCACUCCCUCUGCCAAAAUGUUUCUUGGACAAAAGAUUCCACAGUUCCAACAGGUGGUCACUCUUGGGUAAUUCCAAAGGGAGUUUUUGUUCUGUUAGGUGUAGCUGCAUGUUAACAGAAGCUAUGUGAUGGUAGUAGCAGUGAGAAUCCCCAUUUGCUGGUGACAGAGAUAAGCUAAUACCCAUUUUUCAGAAAUGAAUUAAAACCUGAAAGUGCCUGUCCACAUACAUACCUUAUAACUGAUGGAAUGUCCUAUGCUUUUCACACAGCAAUAAUAUUGUUGCUUCAUUAGACUAGCAUUUAUUCCCCCAAAUAAUUGAAAAAGAUAAAUUUCAGUAAAUCUAUUCACUUCUUUGACUACCCCCCCAAACCAUUAUUUUAUCCUUACCAUCUUACUAUCUCUUAUGUGUAAUUUACCAUAAGUAAAAUGUUGUUAUUCAUGCAAAGGGAGAAUGCAGAUUUAAUCAAGAAAGCCCACAAUACGCUGUGGCAAUUCCAAAUUACUGCUUCUUGUGGUUUUUUGACCCUGAGCUCAUAAAAGAUUUCCGAUGAAUCAUACCCAGUAUUCUCUGAGAGGAAGACCCAUGAUAGCUAAUAAAAAUUACUAGACACUUCAGCUGGGAGGACACAUUAUUAAAUGUAAAGUUUUUUGUUUCUUGUUUCUUUUCCAGUUUCACUUGUUGUUUUCCCAUUUCAGUAGUAUCUUUGGGUGAAAAAAAUCUAUAUCAUGUCUACAGGAAGACUAGUGGAGUACUUAGAACAUUUAAGGAUAUCAGCCAAGGUUUGCAGAGCAGUCUGAAUGUUACCAUAUUUGCUUGCAUAAUUUCCCCCAUUUCUCCAUUCCCAGAUAUAUCACUGCUAAACCGUGGAGUCAUGGUUAGAAUUAGAGAAUGAUGUGGUUUGGACAAUGUGAGCCCUGUUAACACCUCUGCUCCACAUUGUAAUUGCUAGCCAAGUGUUGUUCUUGUCAGUUAAAAUUAUGUUCUACAGAGCUGAAGAAGCUCAGAGCCUUGAUAAGAGAAGUUGAUGAAGUGUGAACAAGGGUUAAGCACUCUUCCAUUUACUUUCUGCAAGUCAAGAUUUGAGUAAACCCAGGUCACAUAUUUAGCUCUUUUGGGAGGUACAGAACUGGAUCAGUGGAUACCAGAAGAAAGUCCUGAUGAGGAAAAGAUCUUGCAUUUCCUUUACAAAAUUCUUAAUCUUUUUAAAGAAAGAUUUUCUGGAUGUGAAAAAUGCAGUCAACAUACUGCCAAUCAUGCACAUAUCUCUAGAUCUGUGGCAUCUACCCUAAAAUCCAGGCAUCUUACUAAAGUUUACCUCUUUCGCCAGAAUGUUUGGUAUUGUUUUGAUAAGCUUGUAUCUCCAUAGACACAAAAUUGGUGACAUGAGUUCAUUCAUUCAGGCCAAAAUAAGGUAUUUACUUGACUUUCUGUUGGCAUUUGGUCCUCCACAAUCUAGCAACUUGCUUGAAUUCUCUUCUUCACUUUUCAUUCAAAUAGCUUAUUAUAUCAAUUCAGAUCAGUCUUUUUUUUUCCAAGAUAAAGUUUAUUCUUCUAAAUUUUCACCUUACUGUAGCUAAUAUCAUAACCUCUCAAAAAUUACUUGUCCAAUGGUGAAUGGAGAGGUAGAAGCCGCUAUGCUCGUAUAAUGAACACAGAUUCCAAAGUGAUCAUUCUUUUUCAGUGUUCCCAUUUCCUUUUUUUUUAGAUUUUAUUAAUUUAUUUUGAUUUAUCAACAUUCACUUCCAUAUGCUUUUGAGUUUAAAAUUUUUCUCCCCCUUCCAGCAUUGCCAUUUUCCAGCAAAGUCACGUAAGAUAUUAAAUAGUUUUGAAUACAAAUUGUUGUUUUGCUAACAGUCAUGAUUCAGUUGAAUUUUGUAUAUGGAAUUAAGACAAACGAAUUCUAUUUUUUCUUCCCCCAAUCACCUAGCUUAUGAAAUUCUGACAGUGUUGAUCUGUAGAUGUACUAAUAGACUUUAAAAACAUUCAGAACAGUCAUUUCUCUUACUGUUUUGGCAAUCGUUUCCUAAAUUAUGAUCCUUCUCCCUGUUAUAUUUGGGGUGGGGAAGGGAUGGGGGAGAGGAAGGAGAGAGAGAGAGAGAGAGAGAGAGAGAGAGAGAGAGAGAGCUGCAUAAACAAACACCCAUGUUGAAAGGCAACAUUCUGAGUACAGACUCUAAUGUAGGUGGUCAUUGUUCACCAUUAGUUGGGUUUCACAAGCAAUAAUUUUUUCAAAACAUGAAAACCACAAACCUAAAUGAGCUGAAAAAUGAUAAGUUGUAGAAAGAAUCGCAUCAGGACUUUCUCCUUCUGGUUUUCAUCACCAAAUGUUUAAAUGUGUAUGAAACAACAGACUUUGCACUAAGUGUGAGAAUGUAGAACAAGUGAUUUCCUAUGUGAAUUGAUUAGUUGCUUUUACCAAUGACCAGUCUAAGACUCUUCAAGAAUUGUUUGUGGGGAGAGGCACAUUUUGAAUAUAGGUGAAAAGAGUGCCCAGGAAUUGUAUGAAGAAGGAUUUUAUGGACGUGAGAAUACAAAAUCUUUCAUUCCUUCUUAUUCCAUGCUCCAAAAGAGACAGCCUAAAACAGAAAGGAAAAUUUUGCAUCCUGAUCUUGAAUUACUUGGUUUCCAUAGCAGAAUUUGUAUACUCUUCUAUUUGUAAUGACGUUCAUAUGACUUUAUUAAAUUGUAAUGCGUUGCAUAGGUAUUGUUGAACUGGGGCACUGGUGCCUGUAAAGGCUCUUUCCUAUGACUUGUUUGUUCACAGUUUGUCACGCUUAAAACUUAAAGAAAAACAUCACCAUCCAAUGGGAAGGUGACUGGGAAGAAAAUCCUUUGUAUUUAUUUUUUCCACAUAUUUGUGGAACAUAUUACAUCACAUUAAAAGCUGCUCACUGAAGGAAGUGAGAGAAAUAGUUAUAAAACCAGUUUGAAAAAUAUUGUGUUAUCUAUUAUAUCACAUUGGAUCAUAAUGCAGUUAUAUGUAUUGUAAUAUGGUCCUUUGGGGGGGAAAAAAAGAAACCAACCAGCAAAUUCAUGUUUGUCUGAAGCCAGAAGCCGACUCCGAACUUUCUGUGUUGUGAAAAGAUCAGACGAGACCACCUUUAAGAUAUCCACCUGCCACUUAAAGACAACUUAGUUAUAAUUAGUAGUAGUCUAGACACUGCUCUUUGUGUGUGUGGGGGGGGAGGAUCAAUUCAAAAGUCAUUUUCUUUUGAACAAUUCUCUUAGCUGUGUUUGAAGAAAGGAGAAUAAAGAAUAACAUGAUCGUUGGCCAAAUCAAGCAGGCAAAUCCCCCCCCCCAAUCCCUCAAUAAUUAGCUCAUUACUUUAGUACAUAUGGUAAUUGGGUCAUAAGAUCUUUCUGUAUAAAUUUUUUUUUAAAUCCACCUCAUAGUUUGAAAAUGUUCAAUCUAGGAUUGGAGCCUCUGAACGAGGAAUUGAAUAGAUGCACAGCACCUGAUUCACUUUGCUGGGAUGUAGGGGAAAGGAGACUUUCUCAAAGCCCAUAGAAAGAUGACCCCAUAUUUCUAAAAAUAAAUCUCCCCUGUGAAACUAGAAAGCAAAUGUAUUAAUUCUUCAAAUCCUCUUUUGUUUUCUGUUCAGAGGGUUUUUCAUUGCAAAGAAAUUUAUUUCUUCAAAUCUCAUCUAAAGAUCUAAUUUCCCAAUAGUUUCCUCUGCAUUUAUAUACUAUGUAGUGUUUAGACAACACCUGUUAUAAGUUUAUUAAUAUUAUGUAAGUGUUGUUCUUGUAUUUAUGUAUAGUGUAUGUAUUGUAAAUAUACUCAGAGCUUUUUUUUUUCCUUUUACUGUAAAAUGGUGAUUUUGCCCUAUGAUGAUGUAAAGGGAGACCCUCCUAAUGAAAUUCUGUCAGAGGAUGAUUAUUCCAGUCUAUUCUCAGAGAUUUAAAUGAACAAGUGUUAUCGUUUUUAAUGGUGUCUCAGACAUAUUCUGUUGGUGCAUUGCUUUUCUGUAUUCAACUUUCCUAUGAAUUGAGCUGUGAACUGAAAUAGAAUUUAACCCUUUAAAUGUAUGCAUUUGUAUAAUUAUCUGAAUGAAGGCAUGAAGGUUAAAUAAAGCAUUUUGUAUGGAACGAAACUCCAUAAUUAUUACCGUGGAUGACUCAGACACUCUGAAAAGCAUAGUUAUUAACUAUUCUAAUUAAACCUUUGUUAUAAAA